GCAGCCAACUUCCAAAUUCAAGACGAUCUCUCUGCUCUCUCUGAUGAAGGCAAGGACUGAGAGGAUGGAUAAUCUAAACCCUAACGGUCUCUUGGGAAGGCUUUCCUCAAUGAUGAUUGUCGGAGUCGCGCCAUUCCUUCCCGAAGACGUCAUUAGAAACAUUCUCAAACGCCUCUCUGUGAAAUCUCUAAUCCGAUUUCAAUGUGUUUGCAGAGAUUGGAAGAAUCUCAUCAACGCCCCAUCUUUCAUCGCUGACCACCUCCAUCACUCAACUCAUCAUAACCCUUGUCUUCUUUUUCAACCGAAAUGCAAAGGACUUCACCCUUCCCAGUUAUAUUUGCUCGAUCGCCAGAUGCAAGUCCAUCAACUUCUGAACCCACCUUUGUUCGAUGCCUCGCGUUUUAAGAUCAAGGGUUCCAGCAAUGGCUUGCUCUGUGUUCAGCUCUGUGUUGAGAUCAAUACGCAAGAUACAUGUCCUCCUCCCCUUUUAUUGUGGAAUCCGGCGACAAGAGGGGUCAUAAAGUUGCCCAUGAUUAUUGAUGAUUUUUUCAGUGAAUCCGAUUCCCAUUUAGGAUUUGGGUUCAGUCCCAUUGUUAAUGAUUACAAGAUAGUGAGAACUUAUGCUGAGUAUGAGUAUGAGAUUUACAGAGUGGAAGUGUUUUCAUUGAGCACAGGGUCAUGGAAAGUAGUAGACUUUGAUUACAUGGCAGGUACACGAUUCCUAACUGACGCUAUAACUGCUAAUGGAUCUAUGUUUUGGACUGGAUUAUUGAUGGAUUGGAGAUGGUUGGGGAUGAUAUUGAUGUAAUAGUUUCAUUUGACAUAGCCUCAGAAGUGUUUGAAUUUGUACCUCUACCUGCGUUUGCCAAUAAUGCUAUUUAUCACCCAAUGGUUUGUCAGGACAAACUUGCUAUAUAUUCCCAUGCUACAAAUGCAGACACUGAUUGUAUGUUUGAUUUGUGGUUGAUGGAGGAGCGUGUAGGUGCAUCUGAUGAGGAGCGACGAAGUUGGACUAAGAUAUUCUCUAGCACCUGUUCAUCCAUAGGCUUGUUGUUUCCAUCCAUUUUUGGAGGAAUGAACUUGUCUACAACAUUUUUGAAAUACCUGGACAUGGUGAUGAAACUAAAUGUGAAGCUGAGAAUGGAGUGGUUACUUUUCUGUGUCUGUUAAAUAUCAGUACUAAUGGGUUGGAGAUGUUUACUACUACUCGCAGAUGUGGUGAUUCCAAUGCACGUAUUUUCAAUUAUGUGGAAAGCCUUGUAUCUGUUGGCAAAAUCCUCAUUGAAGAGCCUUCAUCCUAGAUUCUAUUCAUUUAAUUACAGAUCUUUGUUUAAGCACAUGUUUGGGGAAAAGAAUCCGUGACAGUAGAGAUGAUUCUGAUCAUAUAGUCCUUGCUGCCAUUUAGAGAUGUUAUCUGAAGUAAUGAAUGUAGAUAUUCAAUACCAA
Molecule: messenger RNA, 1446 nt
Organism: Prosopis cineraria
Lineage: Eukaryota; Viridiplantae; Streptophyta; Magnoliopsida; Fabales; Fabaceae
Product: putative F-box protein At3g16210
Exons: 1
Coding region: 44-808 (254 amino acids)
Molecular function (GO): protein binding
Source: RefSeq, a predicted model, not a curated record